This is a messenger RNA of Alternaria burnsii, 1152 nucleotides long. RefSeq lists its product as uncharacterized. The record is from RefSeq and is a predicted model, not a curated record. The coding region runs from base 1 to 1152 and encodes 383 amino acids. The transcript has 3 exons. NCBI's taxonomy places the organism in Eukaryota, Fungi, Ascomycota, Dothideomycetes, Pleosporales, Pleosporaceae.
AUGCGCUUCUCUACCCUCGUCCCUUUGCUGCUUGCGGCCGGUGUUGCCAACGCCCAAUUCGGUGGUCAAGGCCAGAACAACGGCCAAAAUGGACAAAAUGGUGGCAACAAUGGCGGCAACAAUGGCGGCAACAAUGGCCAGAACAACGGCCAGAACAACGGCGGUAACAACGGCGGUAACAACGGCGGUAACAACGGUCAAAACGGCGGCAACAACGGCGGCAACAAUGGUGGUAACAACGGUGGUAAUGGUGGUGGUUUGGCCCUCAACGCCGAUGUCGUUCAGACGGCCAGUCAAUCCGACGGAUUCGAUCAGGGUCAAGAGGACGGACAAGCCGCGUCUCUCACUGACCAAGCCAACUUCAUUAACUUCUGUCAAGGCAAGACCCUCACCAAUGGUCUCCAAGUUAAGGAAGGCUCCUGCAACGGUAUUGUCAUGGGAGAUAUCCCUGCUGUCGGCCAAAUGAUCUCGGCGGUCUUCACUGAUCCCCAGAACAACGACGUCAAGCAAGAGAAUCAGAAGAUUGACUUCUCGGUGAAGAUCACCAACUUGCAGGCGGGAUCUUUCACGAACCCCGACAACACUUACUACGCUGCCCCGCAGACCCUUCAGGGAGGUAAAGUUGUUGGUCAUACACAUAUUUCCGUUCAGGAUAUGGGCAACAAUGCCAACAACCCUCCUGACGCUCAGACCUUUGCUUUCUUCAAGGGUAUCAACGACGCCGGCGAUGGCAACGGUCUUCUCACUGCUACUCUUGAUGCUGGUCUUCCUGCUGGUAACUACCGUGUCUGCUCGAUCACCUCUGCUAGCAACCAUCAGCCUGUUGUCAUGCCAGUCGCUCAACGUGGUCCCCAGGAUGACUGUGUGAGAUUCACUGUCGGCCAGGGCAACGGUGGCGGCAACAAUGGCGGCAACAACGGCCAGAACAACGGCCAGAACAACGGUCAGAACAAUGGACAGAACAAUGGACAGAACAACGGCCAGAACAACGGCCAGAACAACGGUCAACAAGGCGGUCAGCAAGGUGGCCAGCAAGGAGGUCAACAGGGAGGUCAGCAAGGAGGCCAGGGCGGCUUUGGUGGCUUCGGUCGCGGACGCGGACGUGGACGAUUCGGCCGCCGCAGCUUCGCCGCCCGCGACUUUGUUGCUUGA